AUGAGUUUUGCCGAGCUCUUAGACCACGUCGGGGGGAUGGGUCGCUUCCAAAUCAUCUAUGUGAUCUUACUGACUAUCCCAGUUUUCAUGCUGGCCAGCCAUAACCUCCUGCAGAACUUCACUGCUGCCACCUCUGAACACCACUGCCAUGUCCAUAUCAACAUCAACAACAGUCCUUACACCAACUUCACUGGAAAACUCGCUGCCAAGGACCUCCUCAGGGUCUCCGUCCCCAUGGACAGCAACCAGCAGCCAGAGAAGUGUCACCGCUUUGUCACCACGCAGUGGCAGCUCCUAGACUCCAACGCCACAGUCACAAACCUAACCGAGCUGGAGACUGAACCCUGCGCAGAUGGGUGGGUGUAUGACAAGAGCAUUUUCACCAGCACCAUCAUUACAGAGUGGGACCUGGUGUGUGACUCCCGGCAGCUGAAGCAAAUGGCUCAGUCCAUCUACAUGGCUGGGGUCCUGGCGGGAGGCAUCAUCUUUGGAGGUCUGUCAGACAGGUUUGGCCGCAGGUCUCUCUUGAUCUGGUGCUAUUUGCAGAUGGCUGUCACGAGCACCUGCACUGCCUUCUCGCCCAGCUUCACUGCCUACUGCAUCUUCCGUUUCCUGACCGGAAUGGCCUUCUCGGGCAUUGUGAUGAACAGUGUCUCUCUGUCUGUAGAAUGGACACCCACCCGCACACCGGCCAUUGUGGUCACCAUGUAUGGAUACUGCUACACAAUCGGGCAGUUCAUUCUGGCUGGGGUGGCUUACGCCAUCCCCAAUUGGCGCUGGCUGCAGCUUGUGGUGUCUUUGCCCUAUUUCAUCUGCUUCAUCUACUCCUGGUGGUUAGUGGAGUCUGCCCGCUGGCUGGUAAUAGCCGGCAGACCUGACGAGGCAGUGAAGCAGCUCCAGAGAGUGGCCAGGAUAAACCGGAAGAAGGAAGGAGACAAACUUAACACAGAGGUCUUGAGAUCCAACAUGCAGAAAGAAAUAGCCUCUGCAAAGAGCAGCUAUACCUUCAUCGACCUGGUGCGGACCCCUGUCGUAUGCCGGAUCUCCUUCUGCCUCUGCUUUGUAUGGUUCUCCACCAGCUUUGCCUAUUAUGGGUUGGCCAUGGACCUGCAGAAUUUCGGUGUCAAUAUCUUCCUGAUCCAGCUGGUCUCCGGUGCUGUUGAUUUCCCAGCAAAGUUCAUCUCAGUCCUCACAAUCGGCUUCAUCGGGCGCCGGUUCACACAGGCCUUGACCCUCAUCCUGGCUGGACUCUCUAUCCUAGCCAACAUCUUUGUCCCACAAGAUCUGAAGACCCUGCGCACCGUUCUGGCUGUCGUUGGAAAAGGCUGUCUUGCUGCCUCCUUUAACUGUGUCUACCUCUACACGAGUGAGCUGUGCCCCACAGUGAUUAGGCAGACCGGCUUGGGUUUGAGCAACACCAUGGCGCGUCUGAGCAGCAUCAUUGCCCCAUUGGUGAAGAUGUUGGAGGAAUACAUUCCCUUCCUGCCACUGAUCAUUUAUGGUGCUGCCCCAAUCAUCUCUGGCAUUGCAGCGACCUUCCUGCCCAAGACGCUCAACGUGCCAUUGCCUGAGACCAUAGAGGAGGUGGAGACACGCCAAGGGAGCCAGUUAAGGAAAGAAAAACAAGCAACUGUUGUAAGGUCUUUGGGUACAAUUUUCAAAAGUGCCUAACUGCCUUAGAAGCCUAAGUUCCAUUUUCACCAGUGACUUAGCCACUCCCAUAAGAGUUAAGUGCCUCAUCUACCUGAGCACUUCUGAAAAUCCGAUUGGGCAC
Malaclemys terrapin pileata is the source of this 1774-nucleotide messenger RNA. Its product is annotated as solute carrier family 22 member 6-B-like. Gene Ontology annotation, molecular function: transmembrane transporter activity. Lineage: Eukaryota; Metazoa; Chordata; Testudines; Emydidae. Gene Ontology annotation, cellular component: membrane. The transcript is spliced from 10 exons. The record is from RefSeq and is a predicted model, not a curated record. Gene Ontology annotation, biological process: transmembrane transport. The coding region runs from base 1 to 1671 and encodes 556 amino acids.